ACGCAGAGCACACGCCGCCGUCUGCUGCAGGAUUGAGAGAAGCAACCGCCGGCGCUGACCUUCAAAGUGACUACAACGGGAAAAAGAGCCAACCAGAAAGCGGUGGUUAGCCCAUUGCCAUGGAGGGCGAGGUCGUUUCCAUGGAGUCGGCUCAGGCCGCUGCCCUGGCCUCUGAUGGAAAAGUCCUACCCGAGGGCAGAGAGGCGUUGAUGCAAGCGGUGCAGGGAGAAGUAGCCGGCAACAUGGACAUGAUGGUGAUGGAUGCGCUGGACCCGACGUUGCUGCAGAUGAAAACAGAAGUGUUGGAGGGGGGCGGCACGGUGACGGUUACAGGUGGAGACGAGGGUCAGAUCAUCACACUUCAGGUGGUGAAUAUGGAAGAGCAGUCCGGUGGCGCAUUAGGUCUUGGUCAGCUUCAGCUGGUGCAGGUACCAGUCACAACAACUACUGUAGAGGGGCUCCAGGCCACUUAUGUUGAAGCGUCAGGAGCCAACAAGGAAGCCGAACCAGUUAUCUGCCACACCCUUCCCUUGCCUGAGGGCUUCCAGGUUGUAAAGGUGGGGGCAAAUGGUGAGGUGGAGACUGUAGAGCAAGAAGAGCUCCAGGCAGCCCAUGAUGAGCUCCAAGCAACACAGGAGGAGGAAGAGGAAGAAGAGGAAGUGGUAGAACCUGAAGCUGUUGUCCCUCAGCAAGAAGACCCAGAAUGGUCCAAGGAUCCAGACUACCAGCCCAUUGCUGCUGUUCGCAAAGGAAAAAAGGGCAAAAAAAGCCGACUUCGGUAUGCAGAGGGAGAUCGUGACAUGGAUGUUUCCGUGUAUGACUUUGAGGAAGAACAGCAGGAGGGGCUUCUGUCGGAGGUCAACGCUGAGAAGGUUGUGGGCAACAUGAAACCUCCGAAGCCCACCAAGAUCAAGAAAAAAGGUGUGAAGAAAACUUUCCAGUGUGAGCUCUGUAGCUACACCUGUCCAAGGCGUUCUAAUCUGGAUCGACACAUGAAGAGCCACACCGACGAGAGGCCCCACAAAUGUCACUUAUGUGGCAGAGCCUUCAGAACCGUCACGCUGCUGAGAAACCACCUGAACACACACACAGGCACUCGGCCACAUAAAUGCACGGAUUGUGACAUGGCAUUUGUGACCAGUGGAGAGCUGGUGCGUCACCGUCGCUACAAACACACGCAUGAGAAGCCCUUCAAGUGUUCAAUGUGCGACUAUUCCAGCGUGGAGGUGAGCAAGUUGAAGAGGCACAUCCGCUCUCAUACUGGGGAGAGGCCCUUCCAGUGCAGUCUUUGCAGCUAUGCCAGCAGAGACACUUACAAGCUGAAAAGGCACAUGAGGACACACUCAGGGGAGAAGCCAUACGAGUGCUACAUCUGCCAUGCUCGCUUCACACAGAGCGGUACCAUGAAGAUGCACAUUCUGCAGAAACACACAGAAAACGUGGCCAAGUUCCACUGCCCGCACUGUGAUACUGUGAUCGCACGCAAGAGCGACCUAGGUGUUCACUUAAGAAAGCAGCACUCGUUUAUCGAGACGGGGAAGAAAUGCCGCUACUGUGACGCUGUGUUUCACGAGCGCUACGCUCUGAUCCAACACCAGAAGACUCACAAGAACGAGAAGCGUUUCAAGUGCGACCAGUGUGAUUACUGCUGCAGGCAGGAGCGCCACAUGAUAAUGCACAAGCGUACACACACCGGGGAGAAGCCCUUUGCCUGCAGCCAGUGCGAGAAGACUUUCCGUCAGAAGCAGCUUCUGGAUAUGCACUUCAAGCGUUACCACGAUCCAAACUUUGUCCCCACGGCCUUCGUCUGCAACAAGUGCAGUAAGACCUUCACUCGCAGGAACACAAUGCUGCGUCACGCUGAGAACUGCAUAGGCGAAGCUGGCGCGGAUGAAAAUGGAGCUCCUUCUCCCAGGAAGGGUCGCCGUGGCAGAAAGAGGAAGAUGCAGAGCAGAAGAGACGACGAUGAUGAUGACGAAGAUGAAAACACAGAGGGCGAUCUGGAUGAAGACGAGGAAGACGAAAUGCUGCACGACAUUGAGGUGGAGCAGGCGGAACCAGUCGUUCCGAUUCCUGCACCAGUGGAGCCCCCGGUGAAAAGGAAACGUGGGCGCCCCCCUAAGAACAGGCCCGACGCUGCCGCCAUCAUCCGCGUGGAGGAUGAGGUCACAGGAGAGGUGGACGACAUCAUCGUAAAGAAGGAGGUCGGGGCGGAGCAGGAAGAGGGCGCCGCCGAGGAGGUGGUGGUCGGUGGCGGCAAGUCGGCCAUCGAGAUGGAGGAGCUGUCUCAGGUAGAAGGAGCAGCCGAGGAGGUGCAGCUGACCGAGGCCCCUCCCAAUGGAGACCUGACCCCUGAGAUGAUCCUCAGCAUGAUGGACCGAUGAUUUAUGUGAAGGUGGAAUCUGUAAAAAAAACACCCAGACCUUUUGGUUAAAUCUUUAUUUUAAUUCUUGGCAUUUAGGAUAACAAAACUGUACCAUGCACAGACAGAAAACGCAUCACUGUUGUAAUUUAAAAAAAUGUACUUGUCCAUAAAGACCUGAUGGGGGAGAAAAUGUUAAUAAGGAUUUAUCAAACCAAAAUUUUAGUACAUUGUCGUUUGGGGUGGCUGUAAUUUGUAGCAGUUUUUUUUAUUAUCUUUGGGUGAUUUGGUUUAGGAGAAACAAAAGAGUGCUUGUUAAUCCCUAGUAAGAAUCUUCAAAAUGAUCUGGGUGAUCUUUUUAGUCUUUUGUAGAACUUUUUUGCCUUUUUAGGCUGAUAAGGAGUGUGUAAAUAGAAUAUUUAAAGCCCAAAUUGAGAGAGGCAAUUGUAUGAACAAGUAACUGCCUCUAAUUACGGCCACUUCAAAUUAUGAACCAUGAAAAUAUCUUGAAUUUUCUUCCCCUUCUGCUGUGGUUAGUAAAUCUUCUUUUUUUCUUUUUUUUUUAAACCAUGUUCUAGUUUUUAAAAGCUUGAUAGACUGCUUAUCUCAUGCUCUUUUCCUGCUACUGUAAUACCUGUAGAAGACGUGUAUGUACUUUACAUUGUCACAGAUGAGUGCAAAGAAAAAAAAAACCUAAAUAGUUUUGCUCUCAUGUGUAGUCAUUCCACUUUGGGUUAAUGUUUUCCUUUUUUUUUUUUUUUUUUGUACCAUUGGCGAAGCUACGUAGCAGCUUGAAUGACCUUUGAAUAACUGUGUGGCAGAUGAGAACAGAUGUACGACUGUACCACCAAUAAAAAGUAGUCAUGGGACUGAUGUUUUAGCUUCCUGCAGUUGGAAUGAUCUGUAUUUUUUUAAAGGGACUGGUUUGGCUCCUCUGAUAUGUUAUCGGUACAGUUACAGCAAGAGUUCGCUUGACACAUUUUGUUCAAAUUGGCUAGGGAAAAACAAAAUGACGAUGUCCACAUAUUUUGCUUGCAAAUAUAUUUUAUUAAAUUGGAGAAACUGG
Molecule: messenger RNA, 3428 nt
Organism: Fundulus heteroclitus (mummichog)
Lineage: Eukaryota; Metazoa; Chordata; Actinopteri; Cyprinodontiformes; Fundulidae
Gene: ctcf
Product: CCCTC-binding factor (zinc finger protein)
Exons: 13
Coding region: 120-2384 (754 amino acids)
Biological process (GO): regulation of transcription by RNA polymerase II
Cellular component (GO): nucleus
Molecular function (GO): DNA-binding transcription factor activity, RNA polymerase II-specific; RNA polymerase II transcription regulatory region sequence-specific DNA binding
Source: RefSeq, a predicted model, not a curated record